Molecule: messenger RNA, 602 nt
Organism: Paramecium primaurelia
Lineage: Eukaryota; Ciliophora; Oligohymenophorea; Peniculida; Parameciidae
Source: the annotation of a GenBank genome assembly
AAAUGAGAAAGGUACAUAUUUGAACUAUUAUUUAUAUGAUUAGUAAUACCUUGAUGAAAUUAGAUAAAAGAAACUUGAAGAAUAUUCAUAAAGAGCCAAUAUGUCCAAAAUGGAGAGAAUAAAAAGAAGCUAAAACGUUGAAAACUGUAAGAUAUAGAUGUAUUUGAUAGAGAAAUAAUUAUAUUCUGAAACUCAUUCUUUCUUAAAUAAAGAAUAUAAAACGAAUUUAUCUCAAGCAAAAUUAUAAACUUGGAAUGAAAUCUAUGGGACUAAUUGCAAAUCUCACAAACAAAUAAGAUAGGCUCAUCUUUAACAUUAAUAGGAUAAAAUCAUCUAAUUAUAAAUGGUAUUAUGAAUAUUAAUUUUAGAAAUAAUAAGAAGGAUCAUAUAAUUAUAAACAGAAGAUUAUAAAAGAGGCUUUGUAAUUUAAAGAAAGACAAAUGAGAGUCACAGAAUUAGAAGAGGCAGAAGAACAAUAUUUGAUGAAACUAAAAGUCACUCAAAGUAAGAACCGAUCUAUGAGUGCUAAAAAAGAAGAGAUAAAGAGAAUACCUGCGGAGAAAAUAACAAUUAGCAAAAAUAAUCUCUUUAGAAUAAAUUGA